AUGGCCAGCCAGUCAGUCUUUGUCGUUGCUAUAGAUUUUGGCACAUCCUACAGCGGGUACUGUUUUUCUCUUGCUUCAGGUACAGACCAAAUCCGCCAGGUUUACUGGGGAGCAGAGCACGGGUUAAAGACCCCAAAGAUGCCUACAAGCAUCUUGUUCAACCAGAAGCAGGAGUUCAAAUAUUUUGGUUAUGAUGCUGUGAUGAAGUACAAGAGCCUGCCCUCCAGCCAAGCUGACAGCUGGUACUUCUUCCAGAACUUCAAGAUGCAGCUGUACAACACGAAUGUCACAGCUGGCAUGAAGCUGAAAGCCACCAAUGGAAAGUUCCUUCCUGCCUUGACGGUCUUUUCUGAAAGCCUGCGCUUCAUGAAGGACCAUGCCUUGAACACCAUCAAGGAGGCCUCUUUCCAAACUGUCUACGACCAAGAGGACAUCACCUGGGUCAUUACUGUCCCAGCCAUAUGGAGCGCUGCUGCCAAGCAGUUUAUGCGCCUGGCAGCAAAAGAGGCAGGAAUUAUCUCUGACAUGCUCUCUAGAAACCUGAUCAUUGCCUUGGAGCCAGAAGCUGCAUCACUGUGGUGCAAGCAGCUUCCACAUGAAGGGUUUAUGGCAGACAGCAGUGACAAGGAGAAGUUUGAAGACUCUCCUGGGAUCCAGUAUAUUGUUGUUGACUGUGGAGGUGGCACCAUAGACAUCACAGUACACGAGAUCCAAGAAAACCAUUACCUAAAGGAGCUACAUAAGGCAAGUGGAGGUGGAUGGGGAGGCAACAGAGUGGAUGAAAACUUCACCAAUUUCCUCAAGGAAAUAUUCAGUGAUGGCAUAUGGGAUGAAUAUGUGAAGAAGCACCCUACUGAAUUACAAAGUAUGAUGUACAACUUCAGCUUACAGAAAUGCUCUGCUAGCAGGGAGGCGGUCUACAUACGCUGCUACUACAACCUGACCAGAGUGGCAGAGUCCAAGAAGAACAUCUCCCAGUUCUUUGAAAAUACAGCAGGAGCUGUGUGGUGUGAUGGGACAAUAAUGAUUACCUAUGAGAAAAUGAAGAGCUUGUUUGACUACAGUAUCAACAAUAUAAUUUUUGCUUUGAGGGAAAUUCUUUGCAAACCUGGGAUGGACAAAGUCCAGUACAUUUUACUUGUGGGAGGCUUUGCAUGCAGCAUCAUCCUGCGAGAUGCAGUCAGGCAGGCCUUUAGCAGCAAGUAUCAUAUCCUUUGUCCCAUGGAGGCCCAGGCAGCCAUUGCAAAAGGAGCUGUUUUAUUUGGAGUUAAUCCACACAUCAUUACCUCAAGAAUCAGCUGUAGGACAUAUGGCUUAAGAGUAGCUGAGGAAUUUGAUGGUGCUAUCCAUGAUGCCCGUAAACGGAGGGUCUCAAAAGCCGGUGACUUUAUUUAUUGCAUAGAUCUCUUCCAGAAACUGGUGGAAAUUGGGGAGUCAGUGAAUAUACACGAAGCUGCCCACUAUGAUUUCUUUCCAAUAGAACCAGAUCAAACAAAGGUAACCUUUGCUUUCUAUUGUACAAAAAACCAGAAUGCUCAGUAUGUGGAUGAGGAAGGGAUGGAACUGCUUGGCUCCUGUGUAGUGCCAUCACCAGCCACAUGGCUGGGGUUAAAGCGCAGGCUGAAAAUUGAGAUUCAGUUUGGGCUCACUGAAUUUAAAGCCACAUGUACUGAUGUUACUUCCCAAGAAAGUCGGACAGUUAUAAUGGAUUUUUUAUCUUAUAAUUACUCAUCAUGUUGA
Camarhynchus parvulus is the source of this 1740-nucleotide messenger RNA. RefSeq names its product heat shock 70 kDa protein 12A-like. The record is from RefSeq and is a predicted model, not a curated record. Bases 1 to 1740 code for a protein of 579 amino acids. NCBI's taxonomy places the organism in Eukaryota, Metazoa, Chordata, Aves, Passeriformes, Thraupidae. The transcript has 4 exons. Gene Ontology annotation, molecular function: ATP-dependent protein folding chaperone; ATP binding.